Trichomonas vaginalis G3 is the source of this 2265-nucleotide messenger RNA. RefSeq names its product DNA replication licensing factor MCM family member family. The record is from RefSeq and is a predicted model, not a curated record. Bases 1 to 2265 code for a protein of 754 amino acids. Gene Ontology annotation, cellular component: MCM complex; nucleus. NCBI's taxonomy places the organism in Eukaryota, Parabasalia, Trichomonadida, Trichomonadidae. The transcript has a single exon. Gene Ontology annotation, molecular function: ATP binding; single-stranded 3'-5' DNA helicase activity; single-stranded DNA binding. Gene Ontology annotation, biological process: mitotic DNA replication; DNA replication initiation; double-strand break repair via break-induced replication.
AUGGGAGAAGCUGAGAAUUUGCAAAACCAGAUCAAGGCUCGAUUCCUUACAUUUCUAAAUACAUACAAGGAAGAAGGUAGCGAUGAAUUGUACUAUCAUGUUCAAUUCGAAAAAAUGAAAGAAGAAGAAAAUACUACAUUAAGAGUCUCAUACGAGCAUUUAUAUCAAUUUGAUAGCACAUUCGCCGAAAUUAUCGCAGAAAACUUAUAUAGAUUCUAUAAUUCUUUAGUUGCUGCCUUAGUUGAUUUUGUUAUGGCUCAAGAUAAGAUGUAUGCUAUAGAAGGAAGAACACACAACCCUCGUCCGUUUGCUUUAUCCAUUACAGAUUACAAUGUCAAAAGCGCACUUCGUCAAAUCAAGCCAUCACACGUUGGAACACUCAUUAUGUUCCAAGGUACAGUGACAAGAAUAUCCGAUGUCCAGCCAGAACUUCUCAAAGGUACAUUUAGAUGCAGAGUAUGUGGACAAGAUAUUCCAAACGUAACUCAGAAUUUCCAAUAUACCGAACCAAGCGUUUGCCCUAAUAAAUCAUGCAACAAUCAUUCAAGAUUCGAACUCCUUACAGACAGAUCCGAAUUCACAGAUUUCCAGCGUAUCAUUGUUCAGGAAGAUCCAGAUGAAUCUCCAGAUUCUGGAAUGCCACGUACAAUGGAAGUCAUCCUUCGUCAUCAGCUUGUUGAUACAGCCAAGCCAGGUGACAGAUGCCAAUUCAUUGGCAUGCCAGUUGCUGUUCCAACAACAGCCAAGCGUGCAAUUGGUGAAAGACCAGUUUUAACACGUGGAGCAGGCUUCCAGGCAGAUGGUGUUACUGGUGUUAAAGGCUACGGUGUAAGAGAACUUACAUAUCGUCUUUCUUUCCUUGCAUCAUCAGUUUUACCUCUCCAUAUUGAGGACGAAAUCCUCAACAACAACAUGGAAACACCAUCCCACAUGAUGCAUGAAGCAAACGCCUCCCAAGAUACUAUCUACGAUAAGCUUGCUCGUUCAAUUGCACCAGAUAUCUAUGGCCACGAAGAUGUCAAGCGCGGAAUCCUUCUUAUGUUGCUUGGUGGUGUCCAGCAGCAAGCACAGGGCAUGAAGAUCAGAGGUGACAUCAACGUUUGCAUUGUUGGCGAUCCAUCAACUGCAAAAUCGCAGUUCUUGAAGUUCAUUUCUAAGACAAUGCCGAGAUCAGUUUAUACAAGUGGUCAAAGCUCAUCCGCAGCAGGUCUCACAGCCACGGUUGUCAAGGACUCUGAGACAGGCGACUUCAUGAUCGAAGCCGGUGCUUUGAUGCUUGCUGAUAAUGGCGUUUGUUGCAUUGAUGAAUUCGAUAAGAUGAAUCCAACAGAUCAGACAGCAAUUCACGAAGCAAUGGAACAGCAGACAAUCUCCAUUGCAAAGGCUGGUAUCCAUGCAACACUUAAUGCAAGAGCAUCAAUUCUUGCUGCUGCAAACCCAGUAAAUGGCAGAUACAACACAGCAAGAUCUCUCAGAGCAAACUUGAAUCUUCCUGCUCCUAUCAUGUCCAGAUUUGAUCUUUUCUUCAUCAUCACAGAUGAUGUCAAUGAAGAUCUCGAUAGAAAGAUUGCCAGACAGAUCAUCAAUGUCCACAUGGGCAAAGAAGUCACAACAAAAGCAAUCUUUUCACAGCACGAAUUGAAGACAUACAUUACUUUCGCAAAAAGAUUGACACCUGUUCUCAAAGACGAUGCUGUUGAUGCAAUUGUUAAGCACUACGUAACACUUAGAUCGCAGGAUGCUGUCGGUGGUGGUGGUGCUUCAUCAAGAAUCACUGUUAGACAGUUGGAAGCUCUUAUUCGUCUUUCAGAAGCCAUUGCGAAAUUGAAUCUCGCAGAGGAAGUUAAACCGACGUAUGUCCAUGAAGCAGCAAGAUUGUUGACAUACUCAAUCUCUAAGAUUGGUUCGGAACCAAUUGUAUUAGAAGCAACAGAUGAUGAUGUUGUAGAGCCAAAGACAGAACAGAAAGAGGAAACUGUUGAUCACAAUGUCAUUCAAUUCGAUACUUAUCAUUCAAUUGCAACAGGAAUUAUUCAGAGACUUAGAGAUCUCGCAACACAAGGAAGAGCUGGAGAGACACUUGAAGACCUCGUUAACUGGUAUACAGAAGAGAAUAAGGAUAUCUUGAAGUACUUGCAGUCAGAAGAAAUGAUGGCUAAUAUUACAAAGAAGAUCAUUCUUAGACUGAUUCAAAUGGAUCAUGUUCUUUUGUUGAAUGAACAGACAGGACUUAUCUCAGUUAACCCAUUAUUCUUCCGUGAUUAA